This is a messenger RNA of Histoplasma mississippiense, 1533 nucleotides long. RefSeq lists its product with no specific name. Bases 1 to 1533 code for a protein of 510 amino acids. The transcript is spliced from 2 exons. Gene Ontology annotation, molecular function: RNA-DNA hybrid ribonuclease activity; nucleic acid binding. Lineage: Eukaryota; Fungi; Ascomycota; Eurotiomycetes; Onygenales; Ajellomycetaceae. Gene Ontology annotation, biological process: DNA replication, removal of RNA primer. The record is from RefSeq and is a predicted model, not a curated record.
AUGCCCGCGAUGGUUUUGCAUGGCCCAACUCGCCUGCGACUAUAUGGAGAACAGAACACAAGAGGCGCAUGGUCAAAUGAUCUGAGGCGCGUUAUGGAAUUUGGCUUUGAAUGGGACCGGGCUUGGAACUCUCGGAGAAGAGUAGUGGAGAAUCUGGCCCUGGGGACACCGCCCCUGGGGACACUACUCUCCCUGGGGACACUGCUCUCCCUGGGGACACUACUCCCUGGGGAUACUGCUCUCCCUGGGGACACCGCUCUCCCUGGGGACGCUGCUCUCCCUGGGGACACCGCUCUCCACCACGCAGCACUGAAUAUCCUCACCGGCAGCCAGUUCCAGAACGAAGACGACAACAGCACCUCAGCAUGGACCCCACCGAUACGCGGAGACUCCCCCACCAGCCCCCUAACACGCCUCUACAACAGCCUCGUGAUGAAACUGGGAGAAGGAGCGGUCAGUUAUCUGGAGUCGCGGAUCCCAUUCCCGGUAAAGCCGUGGUGGAGAGCGCCCACGAUCACUAUCACGGAAGGACGAGAAGCGGCGGAACGACUGCACACACACAUUAUCAGCGGAGCCGACCCACCACUGGCAGUCUACACCGACGGUAGCGGCAUACACGGGAAAGUGGGGGCUGCUGCAUUAGCGCCGUCGAUCCACACCCAAGAACUCGCUUAUCUCGGCAAGGAAACGUCUACCACCGUCUAUGCAGCCGAGCUUCUUGGCAUUCACAUGGGCCUAAACCUAAUCCUAGCGUCGGACCGACGCAGAGCAGCAAUCUUCACGGACAACCAGGCAGCCCUAAAGGCUCUCCAAAACCCCAGAAGAUCAUCCGGUCAAUCCAUACUUCGGAGGAUCAUAGAUGCUCUAGACAGGGUCCGCGCCCAGGGCCUUCAGGUGGAAUUCUACUGGAUCCCGGCGCACCAAGGAAUCGAAGGUAAUGAAUUGGCGGAUAAUCUCGCAAAGGAAGCGACGGGCUGCAGACAACAACGAGGCAGAAGAGGGAGGAUGAUCACAGUGGACACUGACGAUACCGCAGCUACACCUGACUUCCUAAGACACCUGAUAUCCGCAGCCAAGUCGGAACUUCACCGCCAGACCCAGGUACAGUGGGAGCGGGACUGGGAGAACGAGUCAUCGGGGCGAGCCACCUACGUGCUCACACCCGCACCAAGCCCUACGGUCCUCCAUCUACACCACUCCUUACACAAGGCCCUCAGUUCCACCAUCGUACAGAUGCGCACCGGCAAGAUUGGACUACGACAAUUCCUAUAUGAAAGAAAGGUGCCAGAGAUCACUGACACCCUAUGCGAAUGCGGUGGCGGAAAUCAAACAGUACGGCACGUCUUAUUAGCGUGCCCUAGGUUUAACAACCUCAGAGCGGAAACAUGGGAAAACGGGGAAGGAAGAAGGGAUAGGUUCGAUCUCAAGGAGAUCCUGACCACGCCUAAGCUAGCUAAGAAGGCUGCAAGAUUUAUGAUCUUAACUAGACUCCUCGGGCAAUAUGGAGCAAUUACGGAGGACAAAAUACGAUAA